Henningerozyma blattae CBS 6284 is the source of this 756-nucleotide messenger RNA. RefSeq names its product pheromone-regulated protein PRM4 (gene PRM4). The transcript has a single exon. The coding region runs from base 1 to 756 and encodes 251 amino acids. The record is from RefSeq and is a predicted model, not a curated record. Lineage: Eukaryota; Fungi; Ascomycota; Saccharomycetes; Saccharomycetales; Saccharomycetaceae.
AUGAUGAUGAUGAAAAAACAAGACAGGAAAUUAAAUAGAUCAUACACUUUGACCUUAAUGAUUGUGUCAAUACUAUCAUUUUUAUAUCUCAGCUACAAUUAUGAUGAUUUUUUUUAUUUAAAUAAUAAUUCUAACAAUAAGAGCACGACAAUUAAUGAUGAUAUAAAAUUAAACCACGAUAGGAUACAUUCUGAACUCAAUCUAUUGACUGAAGAUAAUUUUGUCCACACACAAGAAGAACCAGUUUUAAAUUCUAUAAAAGUAGAAGAACAAAUUUCCACUAUUCUUAACGAUAUCACCAACCAUCAUCCAACCAAAUUACCUGUAGACGAUAUACCUAGCAGCACAAGAGAUCCCAACCCUACAGGCUCGUAUAACCCAGAAUUAAAUUUCAAACAGAUUUUGAACACUUCCCCCAUGGUAUUGUUCAUUAGAUCAUCUCAAAAGAGCAGCAAGUUUAUCAAGAAGCUAUUUUUAAACGAAUAUGAAAUAUCGCCAGAAUUCGCCAUUGUCGAUUUAGAUUUACAUAAAAAUGGUAAUAUUCUACAAAACUAUAUCCAAACGAAAAAAAUUAUUAACAAGGAUGAUACGCUGGACGUACCCUAUUUAUUUAUAAACGGUGUUUCCGUCAUCAACAGUAAUUUAAAUAAAGAUAUCAUUUCUUUACAUGUAAACGACUUAUUAUUAGAUAAGUUGAAGAGUCUGGCAGGAGAUAACGUGAUGUUUCAGAAAAAGGGUGUUCCUUCCAACAAUUAG